AUGACGCUCAAGCUAUUGGCCGAAGUGAGCCCACAGGAGCUGCUCUCAGGUCUCGCCGAGCUCCAAAACCACCUUCUCGGUUACGUCAAGUCCAUGUCGCUCAAGUGCGCCGUGGAUCUGGGCAUCCCGGAGGCCAUCCACCGCCGUGGCGGCACCGCCACCCUGGCCGACAUCGCAGCCGACACCAACGUACAUCCGGCCAAAGUCGCGGACCUCCAGCGCGUGCUUGAACUUCUCACCGCUUCCGGCAUCUUCAGCACCGCAGCCGGGGAAGAAGGUGGCGCUGUCCUGUACGGGCUGACCACGACGUGCCGCUUCCUCGUCGGCUGGCACAACUUGACCCCUAUGGUGCCCUUCCUGGUGAACCCUCUCGUCGUCUCGUCCUUCUUCAGCAUGCCCGACUGGUUCAGGAGUGAGCCGGCGCCUGCGGGCGCCGGGUCCCUCUUCGAACUUACACAUGGCUGCUCCCAGUGGGAGAUGGGCAGCAAGGACACUGAAUUCAACAGUGUCCUGAACGGCUCGAUGGCCGCUGAUAGCCAGGUCUUCCUCGAGGUCACUAUUGCUGGCAAUGGCCACAUCUUCGGCGGCUUGGGCUCGCUCGUCGACGUCGGCGGUGGCAGCGGCGCAGGCACAAAAGUCAUCGCAAGGGCUUUCCCGCACAUCAAGUGCACCGUUAUGGACCUUCCUCACGUUAUCGGCCAGGACGCCGACGGUGCCGGUCAUGAAAAUCUGCAAUUCAUAGCCGGUGACAUGUUUGAAUCCAUUCCAUCGGCGGAUGCUGUCGUGCUGAAGAAUAUUUUGCAUGACUGGGAUCAUGAAGACUGCGUCAAGAUACUUAAACGUUGCAAGGAAGCCAUCCCUGCUAGAGGAGGAAAAGUGAUAAUCAUAGAUAUGGUAAGAGGAUUAGAGCAUGGCGAGAAGAAAAUAACCGAGAUGGAAGCCAUACAAAACUUGUUCAUGAUGUACAUCAACGGGGUGGAGCGAAACGAAAGUGAGUGGAAGGGGAUAUUUGUCGAUGCUGGAUUCAGUGACGAUUACAAAAUAAUGUCAGUACUGGGUCCCUAUUCGGUAAUUGAGAUAUAUCCAUGA
Messenger RNA from Lolium rigidum, 1089 nucleotides. RefSeq names its product acetylserotonin O-methyltransferase 1-like. The coding region runs from base 1 to 1089 and encodes 362 amino acids. The transcript has 2 exons. NCBI's taxonomy places the organism in Eukaryota, Viridiplantae, Streptophyta, Magnoliopsida, Poales, Poaceae. Gene Ontology annotation, biological process: methylation. The record is from RefSeq and is a predicted model, not a curated record. Gene Ontology annotation, molecular function: O-methyltransferase activity; protein dimerization activity; S-adenosylmethionine-dependent methyltransferase activity.